This is a messenger RNA of Cylicocyclus nassatus, 1300 nucleotides long. Lineage: Eukaryota; Metazoa; Nematoda; Chromadorea; Rhabditida; Strongylidae. The record is from the annotation of a GenBank genome assembly.
AAUAUUUAGUCUUGAACCUUCUAGGUCCCCCAUAGAAUAGCAUGAUGGCACAAGCUCCACAGCCAAAGAUUGAACCUGAGGAAGUCAUCCGGGCUACCCGAGGUCCCACUGAAAUAAUUGGUGGAGGUAUCCGAACUGUGCUUCUUGGACCCCCUGGUUCUGGUAAAGGAACCCAGGCGCCUAUGCUAGCUGAGAAGUAUGAGUCUUGCCAUUUGUCUACAGGCGACCUUCUACGUGCCGAAAUGAGUUCUGGUUCAGCCUUAGGCAGAAAAAUCAAGAGCUAUGUGGAUGAGGGCAAGCUAGUCUCAGACGAUAUGGUCUGUGAACUUGUCGACGUGAAUCUAAAUAAGCCAGAGUGCCAAAAAGGCUUCAUCCUUGAUGGUUUCCCACGAACUGUAGUGCAAGCUGAGAAGCUGGACGAGUUGCUGCAGAAACGAAACGAGCCGCUGGAUGCUGUAGUAGAGUUUAGCAUAGACGAUAGUUUACUUGAACGCCGUAUUACUGGACGAUUGUUCCAUCUCAAAAGUGGAAGGAGCUACCACGAAGAUUUCAACCCACCAAAGGAGCCAAUGAAGGACGACAUUACUGGUGAACCUUUAGUUCGACGAAGUGAUGACAAUGUCGAGGCGCUCAGAAAACGAUUGGCUGUUUAUCACAGCAUGACGACUCCUCUAAUUGGUUACUAUCAAAAGCGUGGAAUCCAUACCUCGGUGGAUGCUAGCAAAUCCAUGGAUGCUGUAUCACUCAAACUAGAUCAAAUAUUCGCCAAAAUGACCGUUAAAAGAGAGAAAGCUGCUUACGUAUAGGAAUGGAUGAACACGUGCAGUUGAUUAGUUAUAGAGGUCUAGCAGGAUUUUCGCAGUACUGCCUCGAUUGGAAAUGUUUUGGGAUUUUGAGAUUAGGGAUAGCCUUGUAGAUACAUUCUUGUGCCAUUAUUUAUUCUUGUGAUUUCUGACACCACUAUCUACUGAAUGUCUAAAUUGCAUGGGAAUAAUUCUCUAAGUUUCAGCAUUUACUAAGAAAUUUAUAUGGUUUUAUACGAUAUUUUGACCAAAAUCCAUACAACAGACUCACCUUCAUGUGUGAUUGUGCAUUCUUCUUGGUUUUCGUUUUUCUAACCAUUUAAGUGGAUCUGAAAUAUAUGGUAAAAUAACUUAUUAUGUAGGAACUAUCAUUUGUUGAGUUUUCCAUUCUUGUUAAUUUUACCGGUCUUUUUCGUGUAUCGUAACAGCCUUUAUAGCACAACUUUCAUGAUUUUCAAAAUGCAAUUUGGACAAACAAUAAAUCUUGCUAUCUGCUC